Pteropus alecto (black flying fox) is the source of this 3902-nucleotide messenger RNA. RefSeq names its product mitochondrial ribosomal protein L19 (gene MRPL19). Gene Ontology annotation, molecular function: structural constituent of ribosome. The record is from RefSeq and is a predicted model, not a curated record. Lineage: Eukaryota; Metazoa; Chordata; Mammalia; Chiroptera; Pteropodidae. The coding region runs from base 52 to 930 and encodes 292 amino acids. The transcript is spliced from 6 exons. Gene Ontology annotation, cellular component: ribosome; mitochondrial large ribosomal subunit. Gene Ontology annotation, biological process: translation.
CCUCGUCGCACUGAUUACUGGGAGUUGUAGUCUCUACCUUUGCGAACAGGCAUGGCGGCCUCUAUUGCAGGGUGCUAUGGAACAACAAUGAGCCUGGCCCGGACUGUUGGAGCUGCCAGGACACUGCGCUCUACGCCGGCCUCUGUCACCUGCCUGGCCCGCGCGGGGCCAAGCCGCCAGCAGAGCACUAGACCUUCUGAACCCGGCGCAUUCCAGCCGCCGCCUAAACCUGUUAUCGUGGACAAGCGCCGCCCCCAACGCCAGGAAACAAGGUUCUUGAGUCCUGAAUUUAUUCCUCCAAGGGGAAGAACAAAUCCUCUGAAAUUUCAAAUAGAAAGAAAAGAUAUGUUAGAAAGGAGGAAAAUACUCCACAUUCCAGAGUUCUAUGUUGGAAGCAUUCUUCGUGUUACUACAGCUGAUGCAUAUGCCAGUGGAAAAACCAGCCAAUUUCUGGGGAUUUGUAUUCAGAGAUCAGGAGCAGGACUUGGAGCUACUUUUAUCCUUAGGAACACUAUUGAAGGACAAGGUGUUGAGAUUUGCUUUGAACUUUAUAAUCCCAGAAUCCAGGAGAUCCAAGUGGUCAAAUUAGAGAAACGGUUGGAUGACAGCUUGCUGUACUUACGAGAUGCCCUUCCUGAAUACAGCACUUUUGAUAUUAAUAUGCAGCCAGUAGUACAAGAAUCUAGCCAAGAAGUUCCUGUUAAUCAGCUGAAAGUAAAAAUGAAACCUAAGCCCUGGUCCAAACGCUGGGAACGUCCAAAAUUUAAUAUUAAAGGAAUCAGAUUUGAUCUUUCUUUAACUGAAGAGCAAAUGAAAGAAGCUCAGAAGUGGAGUCAGCCUUGGCUUGAGUUCGAUAUGAUGAGAGAAUAUGAUACUUUAAAAAUUGAAGCCGCGAUAUGGGAUGAAAUUGAAGCAUCGAAAAAGUCCUGAUCUGAGAAUGAAUUUAGCGUCUUAUGGAGGAGGAUAUACUGACCACAGAAGAUUUUUUUAGAGACCAGUUUAAUUUCAUGUGUAAGGACAUAGUCAUUAAAUCAGCUAAGCAUUCAUUAUUUUAUGAGUACUGUUUUUUAAAAAAAAUAAAAUGAGUACAUCAGUUUAUUAUUUUAAAAAAAGAAAUAUACAUGCCAAUUGGUCCUGUGUCGAUUCUCUUACUGGAGGCAAAGCUACAAUAGGGUCAGACUCUUACCAGAAUGCUUUUCAUUAAGCCUGGAAUCUGAACAAGGAAUGGGUGAAAUAAGUAUACAGAAAAGUGUAAGAUUUAAGGAAUAAUAGUAAAAUGAGCAUUCAUGUACCCACCAUCAAGUUAUGUAAAACAUUUAGUAAUAUCUGAGAAAGUUAAAUAGAAUAUUUACUAGGAUCUGAGAAGACUCUUGUGUGUCUGCAGUUGUAUCCCUCCCCUCUCCCAGCUGUAGGCACUAUCCUGACCGUUAAUUGUUCCCUUGCAUUUGUUUUAGUUUGUUACGUACAUAUGCGUUCUUAAUAUAUUCAGUUGAACAUAACAGUCUUUGGGUCAUAGUCUAGUUUCAGUUUCCAUGAGCUUACAAAAAAAAACACUUUUGAGGAAGUUCAUGGCUAAGGCCAUGAGUGAAUUCUGCUAAAUAGAAGGCUCACCACAGGGCUUUGGCAGGGCUAUAGUGUAGAUGGAGUAAUUGGCGUCUGACAGAAAUGUGGUUGGAGAGAGUAGACUGCUCUGUAUUUUCUGGUUCUCAGCUCAUGAUGAAUCAAACUCCAGCUUGUAAGAGUAGGUCAGAACAAUACUUCAGUAGGGUGAUACGAGUGUCUUGCUGAGAAUGGAAUGGAAAGCUGGCAGGUAAUCAGUCACACAUGGCAAACACCGGUCUACAGGUAGUUUGGGCCAGGCUUAUCUGGACAUGGCUGUGCCACAGGUUAAAAAGAGUACAGUACUAGCAUGGGUCUUGGUGAGGGCAACACUCAACCUGUCUGUUGAAUCAUGCUGCUCAGAUCUAUACUCCGGUGCCUAGUUAUUUUGGGACUUGCAUUCACUUCUCUCCUGUGCUGAUCUGUUUUCUGGUUUCUUUGUUUUCAUUUUAUUGGCUACUAACUAGUUUUAGUAGAGCAAAUUCUUUUGUUAGCUUCUGGAGGAAGUAUAUAUGGAGGUACAUUUUUGGAAACCUUGUAUAGCUGUAAUAUUUGAUACUUUAUAAAAUUCUAGGUGGAAGAUAAUUUUCUUCCAAAUUUCAGAGGUAUCACUCCGAUGCCUCAUGUUGAAAAAUUCAAAACCAUUUUGAUUUCUGCUGCUUGUAUGUGACUUGAAAGUUUGUAGCAUAUCUUUGUGCUCAGUAAUUUCACAGUGAUGUGCCUUGAAGUGAAUCUAUUUUCUUUAUAUUGGGCAGUCUGAUGAACCCUUUCAAUGUGGUAACACAUGCCUUUCGAUUCUGGGAAACAGUGUUUAGUGAUGAUUUUCUUCUGCUUUUUCUGGAACUUAUUUUUUGAUGUUGAAUUUCUAAGACUAGAUCUCUAUUUUUCCUACCUCUGCCUCCAUCUCUGUGUUUUAGCUCUUUAAUUCUUGGCAACUCUGCUAUCAUGUUUUUAAAUCUCAAGAUCUCUUUAAUUUCUGAAAGUUCCCUUUCUUAGAUAGUACUCUGUCCUGAUUUUUUAUGCCUGUCUAUGGAUUUGUUCUGUUAUCACUGAGGAUAUUCAUGAUAGUGUUUGUAUUUUUUUCUUGUGAAAUUGCUUUUCUGCAGCAUCUCUUUUCUCCAAAUUUCUUCUUUCUGUGGGUAUUUCUUUAUAUUUUAGGCUUUUCCUAGACAUCUGGCAAUCCUUUGUUGUCUUCUUAUGGUUGAACACUGAACUAAAACUGGUUUGAAGCCUUGGACUUGUAGGAAAGGGUUGUCUUUAAGGUUAUCUGGGUGGCUGUUUCUUUUUUUAGAAAUUCUCUCCUACUUGAGAAUGUCUUGGUUUGGUCAGACUCUCCAGAGUAGAGGAUUCAAGUCUUCCUGGCAGUAAGGCUCUAUCUGCCAGUGUUUUGGGAGCCAUAUUGGGGAAGAAGAACGGGAUUUGUGGCACUCUACAUGGAUAUGGCUGUCCUGUCCUCCUUUCUUCCCACUUUUGGCUUAGUACCCAGUAUCUGCAGUCCAGAAAACUUCUCUAGAGAAUGAACUUCUGGACUUCAGCUGGUGUGGGGAAGGGCGGGACAAACAGUAGGGGUGCGGGUGUGGGGAAGGGUGGGACAAACAGUAGGGGUGCGGGGGUGUCAGGGCUAUAACCUCCAAGUAUUCAUUAGGUUCUCCUUAUUUUAGCCAUUGUCCUUUACCCCCGGUUGCCAAGGUAUUGGACCUGCUGACUGGACAAUUCUAAGGGAUGAGUUGGGUUGAUUCUCACCCUUUUCCACUGCCAGCUUGAUUCUUGAGUUAGCCAGUCCAUCCAUAGGCUUUUUCAGCUUUCAAAAUUUUGUUCUGAUUGUUUCUUGUGCUGUCCUCUCCUGUGGAUUUAGGUCUCAUCCAUACGCUUUUCAACUUUUACUGCUUGUACCUUGUCCUGUUUUCUCUCCUUCCUGUGGGUUUGUCUUUUUCCCUGUGGUGUAUUUUAAUGCUAUUUGAAUAAUUCAUCUGACAAAUUAACCUAUUUAGUCAUUUUUCCAGUAAUAUAGUUCUCUAGAAGAAAAUUUCAAAUAGUAAUCUUUGGGGUUCUUAACAUUCAGUGCUACUUUGAUCUUUUUUACUAAUAGAAGUUACACAGCCAUCUAACUACUUUCUAAAAGCAACAGACAUACCAUAUUUAGAUUACUUGCUGAUACAGCCUCUCAAAAUUUUAGUAAGAGCCUAUAUUCUGUAUUUCUCUUUAACUUGUUGGAAGAUAACCAUUAAAAUCUGUUCUCUUUACACUGUUAAACACACUUCACCCUUCUUGGUAGAAGGUCAAAUAAAUGAUACAUUUCAGUA